AAAUGAUUGGUGCGUCACAUCGACAAUUCGUGAAAAUUUUCAGAAGCGGUCAAAUCAAGACAUUUUUAGAUUUGAGUUGAGUUCAGCCACACUAUGUCUGAUAACGUUCAUUCUUCAAGUAACGAAGACGAUUCCAUCGUGAUGAUGCAUGAUAUAGGACGAAUCUUCAAUGAUAUUAUGUUUUCUCGAAGAUUUACAAGUUGGGACAAUUUUGAGACCUGUUUGAAAGAAGUACAUAAGUAUACGCAUACUAAGUACGUUAUGUCAGUAUGCAAAAAGAACAGUGAUGAUCCAACUCUAAAGUACUUUUUCGUGAGAUAUGUCUGUACAUAUGGACGUAAACGCAGUUCGUCAGAGUCAGAUGCUUGCGUUCAGGAUGUAGAUGAUGAUAGUAAUAAUCAUUCUUCUGAAGAGCAUACAACUUCUAACUCGCCAACACAACCUAGGCAAAGGAGACGACGUCGGUCAUCUACGUCGAAAUAUUGCCACUGUAAAUCAGGAUUUUGGGUCCGGGCACUGAAUGGUGAGUUGAAACUCACCUCUAUUAAAACCGUGCACAACCAUCCUUGCACAGAAGGAUAUAUUUCUGUCGAUCCAUCGAAACGACAGUUGACCUCAAGUGAACGCUUGUAUUUAAGAACGUUUCUACUGAGUAAUACACCAACUCGUAGCUUACGGUAUCUGGUUUCUUUGAAGUUCAAUAAACAACUUACCAAGGACGAUAUCGCCAGAAUGCGUUCACAGUUGUACCCAGACACUAAAAAUAUCAAUAACAUUUUACAGCGCAUUCAAGGUAAUACUGAAGUUAAAGUAUUCUAUGAAAAUGGGAACAUGUCUAUGAUUUGCUUCAGCCGCAGAGAGCAAAUAGCUGUUUACCACGCGUUCCCGGAAGUAAUAUGUAUUGAUUCGACUUAUCAGACCAAUAAAGUCGGCUUUCCACUGUUCCAGCUAGUGGUCACUGAUAGUCUUGGGCAAGGGCACACUGUUAUGUAUGCUCUUUGCAGUCAAGAACGACGCGAAGAUAUAGAAAAACUAUUGGAAUGUUUUAAAGAGAUAAUGUGCGGUACUUAUGCUACACGCACGUUCAUUAUGGAUUCGGCAGCGACCGAAAUUUCGGCUGUGCAGUCUACGCACAGUCAUUCUAACAUAAUACUUUGUUCAUUCCAUGUCCUAAGAGCGUUUUUCAGGAAGUUCCGAAAUCCUGAUGUGCGCAAAUGCUUGGAACAGCUUGUGAAGACUAGACGGUCUGAUAUGUGAGCUUCGCUUUUCAUAGCGCAUUAUAUUCAGAUUUACUCGAAAGUACGAACAUCUAAGAACGCAUUUUCCACGGGCGUAUGAUUACAUAAAAGAUUACUGGAUUGCUAGGAAGUCAAUGUGGGCUCGCUGUUACCGGCGACAUGUAUUAAGCCUGGGCAACCACACAAACAACCGUGUUGAAAGUGCUCAUAAACACUUAAAAGAAUGUCUCAGAAGAGGUGAUUCCCUAUUAUUGACGUUCUGGAAAAUUUGGAGUAAAACAGACAUUGAUGUACGUUUGCGUCCUUAUGACGCUGUGAAGGAUCUUCAACGUUUUCCUAUUCUUCAGGUAAGAAAUAUAGUUAAAUGUAUCAUUAAUUCCAGGUUCCAAUGUCAUUUCGAACUCUUCUAAAUGAGUUCACAUCUUUUGCAGCUAAAAUUGUAGCUGUAAAUUAUAAACGUGUUCGGACAAUGAGACACGAAUUUAUAGAAGGAGAAUACAUCCGGUGCUACGACAAGGGUAUGAUGUAUGUUGUUGAUACUUCACGUGCACGAUGUGCUUGUGAGCGUUUCAAUGACUACAUGCUGCCCUGUGGUCAUAUUUUGUAUGCACAUUCUAAAGAUCUGAUUCGCGGAGACUUAUUUCGACAUAGCAACCGGUGGACAAGAAAAUACAUAAUGGACCUGGUUCUUCGUGCGCUGGACAACAUCUCAAUCUCUACAGGGAGUGAUGAUCUGCUAGAGAAGUUCACUAGCAACUACCACUCAAUCCAUGCUCUUAGUGAACCUAUGGCAAGUAAACUCAUCCGUUCAUGCCUCGAAGCAUCGGAAGACAUAUGUGCACAGUUGAUGAGUUCAGUCGGUGCUAAUGAUGAAGCUGCAACGUCAGAAUCCAUUGUUAAUGCAGACCAUAGUUAUGCUUCUUGAUAACAAGAAGUUCUAAUAUUGUAAUCUUUUUAGUUUUACAUAAAUUCAUUUAUAUGGCGA
This is a messenger RNA of Schistosoma guineensis, 2223 nucleotides long. The record is from the annotation of a GenBank genome assembly. NCBI's taxonomy places the organism in Eukaryota, Metazoa, Platyhelminthes, Trematoda, Strigeidida, Schistosomatidae.